AUGCAUCGAGAAAAAAUGAAACUGAAAAUAGGUGUUGAAAUAUCGUGGACAGGGAAAAAUCGAAAGGAACGUGGUAGAGGAAUACUUGUGGCAAUGGGUUCUGAAGAACAAUGUAAAACUACAAAGAAAAACAUUGAAGAGUCAUCAUCAAUAGCUAAAUCUUCAUCUGAUUUACAACAUGUAAAUUCACGAAAAAAUUCAUCAAAUUCCAUGGUGAAAUCCUCAUCAACAGCUACAUCAGGUACAUUGGUUUCAUUACCUACUUCAUCAUCAAUCUCAUUUCAACCAACAACAACAUCUGCCCGAAGAACAAAGCCAUCUACUCAAUCACCAACAUCGAAAAAAUCAACAUCGUCAAAUGAUUCAACAUCUGAAUCUAGAUUGUUUUUAUAUGAAGAUUCAUCUGAUAAAAAUGGUGUUGAAAUUGAUGAAAUAAAUAAUCUUGAAACUCGCAAUAUGAAUAGUGUUGAAAAUGACUCCGAAGUUGGUAGUGAAGAUGAUGAUUCGUUGGAAAAACCUACAAAAAAUAUUUAUUUUUCUGUAAAAGAUACUUCAUUAAUGAAUAAAAAUAAACGAUCCUUUGAUGAAGUGGAUGAACAACCAAUGUUAACAGCAAUACAACCAAACAAGGUUCAAGCACCAGAAGUUAAAAAAAAGCGCGUUUCUCAAUCAACCUAUAAUGCUUUGAUGCAACAGAAGAACGCAUUAUCGAAACAGGUCGAGCGAUAUAAAUCAACAUGGAUGCCUAGACCAACUGAUGCAAAAACUAUUAAAUUCUUUAUAGAAAUGGGUCGAUUGUUGGCAGGAGGAAUUGAUGAAGAUCAAAAAAAUGUUGAAGAUGACAAAGGUGAUUUGUUGGAGCGAUACUGUACUAUUUUAAAUCUGGAACCAGAUGAAGUAGAAGAAUGUACAAGUACAGAUUCAGCCACCAAAUGUUGUAGACUACUCGUUAGUAAACUUGUUCCAAAACAUAAACGAAUAGGAGAAUCAUGGAAAAAUGUUGCAUCUAAUAAGCAACGUACUGUUUUAGCUUUGGCAAGAAUGUUUCAUCCAAGCGAACGAAGAACAGAUGGAGAAUUAACAAAAGCUUGUAGGAACGUUUUUGAAGUGGCCAAAUCCAGUUUACGAAAACAGAAACGAACAGUUGAAGAAAGUAAUGAAAAUACUGAUAGUAGUGAUGAUAAUUGA
Molecule: messenger RNA, 1188 nt
Organism: Rotaria sp. Silwood2
Lineage: Eukaryota; Metazoa; Rotifera; Eurotatoria; Philodinida; Philodinidae
Source: the annotation of a GenBank genome assembly